This is a messenger RNA of Neolamprologus brichardi, 3725 nucleotides long. Lineage: Eukaryota; Metazoa; Chordata; Actinopteri; Cichliformes; Cichlidae. The record is from RefSeq and is a predicted model, not a curated record.
AUUAUUAUUUUUGAGGACAUGCGGCUCUGCAGGACCUGCGCUCUCCUGGCGCUUCUGUUUCUGGCAGUCUUGGAUUCAUCAGAAUCCCAGCAGGAGGUCGUUCGACCAGACAAAGGCUUGAAUGUGACAGUGUCCACCGAGCAGGCAAAAUGUUCUGUGUGUAUCGUCAGCAAGGUGAACAGCGCACCGCUUUCCUGCCACUCUUCUCUCUCUCUGGUACCUGAAGUUGAGACCACACUGGAGUUUUCCUGCCCCCAGCCUGUCGAGCAGUCUUACACUGUGACGAUUGGUCACUCCAUCGAAACUGAGGUCAUAAGCGUUGAUUCCAGCACGACCAUGGUCCUCAGCCGGGACCCGAAGGAAUCGGUGUGUGAAGUGUGCACCGCUGAAGGCCCCACUCUCACCUGCAGCACGGAAAAGACGCUGAACAAUGUUGAGAAACUGUCAGUGGUGUUCAGCUGCCCGAAACCACAAGACGGGUUCAAUGUGAAGAUAAAAAAGACAAUAGCUAGCAGAAUGAUGUCUGUGGUCUCUGAAAUCAAGAAAACCAAAAUUAUCAUCACGAAGGUGAAUCAAGAGCUCGACUGCAACGUGUGUCUGAUGGCGCCUUACAAAUGCUACCCUAAACUCCUAACACUGUUUGCUCCUUGCAACGUCUCAGUAGAGUUUACCUGUCCUCGACCUCAAGAUGUCUUCAGUGUGGAGGUCAACAGAGAAAUUGACGCCCCGUUCUCUGGUGACCCGGUUCAGGCCGAGUCCUCGGUGGUCCCAGAGUUCAACCGGACUUUCCAGUGGGACUUGAAAACUGAUUUUGCUCACACAUUCCAACUGGACUUCCCAGAACAGGGACUGAGACAGAUUUCCAGUGAGGAGACAUGCCCGGAUGAGCACACGUACUCUUUUAUUAUCUAUUUACGCGGGCAGACAACUAUUGGUACCUUCUGCAGAGGAGGAUCUGUGACCACCAUCCAGGGUCGCUACAAGGGCCGCGUGUCUCUAAAGGUGCCGGCGAAUGCAAAGAUGGAUCCUUUUGAAUUCAAACUCAGUGGCGGGCCUGAGAUGAACAUGACCGCGAUAGUGGGGGUCAACCUACCACGAGGUGUAUCGGACACGACACUCGUGACAGCUAACUUUCCUCGAGACUUCCCUGACAACAUGCAGAUGCAGUGGAGCUUCACAGUGCCCGGCAUGCACAACUACACCGUGCUCUUUGAUCACGUCACACCCCCCGAGUGCCUCAACAAUGGAGAGGUGACGGUGGAGUAUCAGGCAGGGGCCAAGACGGUAACCAAAGCUCUAAAGGAUCCUCAGCCGGUGCAUCAACAGGGCAACUUCAACAUGGUGCUGACAAACUGUCAAACCAACAUGACGCUGCCAGGUCUCACGCUGAACUACAGGGUCUCUGUGGUGAGGAGCGGCCGUCCAGUUUUGUGCACCGUGGAUCUAACCAAAGACCCGGGAGUGUCCCUGCAGAUUGAGAAUCUGAAUUCUGACUCCUACUGUGAGAUCAGCAUCAACUCUGAGGUUAAAGAGAAGAUAAAUGUGACUGCGGGAUCAAUAGCCAAAUUGUCCUUCCUCGACUGCCCAAAUGAAGACAUACGCCUGACUGCCAAAAAAGUUAUUGACUGCAAGAAAACAGAGUCGUGCCCCGUGACUACACUUUCUGUGUCCACAAUGGAGCCUUGCCUGCCAAUGCCCCUCAACAGCUUCACCUGGCACCUCAACAUCCCCGAAACCAAAACGUGGGACCUGGUGUCACCAAAAGGAAGUUUGCGGCAGUCCCUGCCCAGCCAGGAGUGUAAAGAGCCUUUUUCUCUGCACUUGGCAGAAGAAGAGGGUAGCAAUUUUGUUGGAAAUUUCUGCUUUGAUGGCGUAAUCCAAAAAAUCCAAGUGCACGCCAACAUCUCCAUCACAGCUCCGGGACAGCAGUUAAGCAGGAUGACGGGGUCUUUCCUCAAUAUCAGCGUCAGCGAGGAGAUCACAGAGACCAUUAUUUAUGCGGUCAGUCCUGACACGAUGUCUCCAACACUGCUGGCGACCCCCAACUGGCCUCGGGGUAUGAAAUCUUACCGCACCCUAAGCUGGAUCGUCACGCUGCCCAACCAGUACAAAGCCCAGCUCAAUUUUAACGUCACACAGCCUCAAUGUAAAGAGGGACACACAGGAAUCGAUGUGAGGACGAUAGAGAACAGAGAGCUGAAAUUAAGUAUUACAGAAAAUGAUCCGCCGGUGGUGGAACAGUUGGUGGGUGAGAGUUUCUAUCUCAACAUGUCCAACUGUGAACCAGAGACUCGUCAAUUUAGUGCACUGACCACAAUCAAUCUGCAGAGGAAGCAGAAUUUCUUACCCAUCGUCCUUGGGAUAUCAGGAGCUAUUUUGCUUUUGCUUCUAGUGCUAGCUGUUGUAUGCAUUGUCACAAAGAAAAAGAAAAAUCAAAAAAAGAACAGGGGAUCGUCCAUAUACAUGCCCAAAGGGAAUAUCUUCCGGCCAUCUGACAUGCACUUCACCAAAACCAGAUCUGAAAAUGAAUCUCACGUCUAUGACUCCAUAGAUGAUACGAUGGUCUAUGGCCAUCUGCUGAGUAACUCCAGCCACGGUGAGGCGUUUCCAGACCAGUAUAACGGCAUUCAGACAGACACCUACCGCACUUUCACAGGCCCCGCUGAUGGAGUGCUGCCUGUCAUUAAAGAACCAGAUCCACAGCCCGAGGACAAAACGUUUAUGGAUCCCUCUGAGACUUUCAUACCAUCCCGUCCACGUACUCCCAUCAACCGACAGGACAGCCUCGGCUUCCAGGACCGCAGGAUGAUUGACAAUGAGCUAUACACAUUCAAGACCACAGGGGACAUAAACACCAUCCGACUCUCUGCUGCUGAUAUGGAGCCCAUACCGGAUGACUAUUUGUAGUGUGUCAGGACCACAGCCAUCCAAUGAACUGCUAUUACAAAAUCCUCCUUACAGCACCAAGUAUCUGCCAAGGGGUACUCAUGCACGUGUCUGUGCUGUGACUAUACUCAGGGAGUCUGAGCUUAUAUGUCUAAGCGGUAUUUGGUAGAACUCAGUCUGCUCUAGAGAUCCAAGAGUGAAAGCAGUGAGCCCUGUUUUUAAAAGUCUGGAAAAUAACGUCCCUGGGAUACAAAGAGUGCAUGUACAAAAGCUUUUCCUUUAUGCUUGUGCAACGUUUCAUAACAUUGUGGUCUCACUAAUGGCUCAGACAUAAGGAACACAUCUGGCUCGACCCAUCGCAGCUCUAGACAAAUGCAGUUAGUAGAGAAAAGCAAAAAGCAUACUUACUGCAGUGUUGAGGCAGCCAUGAACCUCAAUGUGAAAGCACACGAUUGGCUCAUGUAGUUCCAACAUGAGCUGUUGAUGUUUUUUUUUUUGUUUGUUUUUUAGGUGCUUUAUGUAAUUGUCCCAUAGCUUUUUAUUAAGGAUCCUUGAUCCCAGAGAUAUGGCUCACAUCUUUUCAUCUUACUCCCAGACAGAAAAAGCAGCAACUACUAUUUCUUGAAUGUUUGUUUGGUUUUAUUUUUUUUAAAAACUUGUUUAAAGUAUGGAAAAUGGAAAAUUAUCCGUUAUUGUUGUUUGUAAAUGUUUUUUUUAUCUUGUUGACUAGUAUUUUUUUAUUUUAUUUUUUUAAGAUUUGCCUUUUCUUAGCCUGUACAUACCAGAAUUGUUUUGUUUUUGUUUUGACUUGCAAUAAAUUGUCAGUGUAUGAUGGGGAA